Messenger RNA from Aegilops tauschii subsp. strangulata, 513 nucleotides. The record is from RefSeq and is a predicted model, not a curated record. NCBI's taxonomy places the organism in Eukaryota, Viridiplantae, Streptophyta, Magnoliopsida, Poales, Poaceae.
AUGUCCGCGCCGCCGUUGGACAUGUCCAACCGCCCCCUCCGCGAAUCACACACCGCCACGUGUCCUCCGCCGCCGUCUCGCCGGCGCCCCGCCGCCGCGGCCCGCGAGCCCACGGCCGGCCCGCCCCGGGCCGCACCGGGCCCGCGCGCCCCGCCUCCCGCGCCCGCUCGGCGGAGUUCCGCCGGACUCCGCCGGCCGCCACCUCGGCUUCCGCGCCACCGGACGCCGCCCCGCUGUCCUUCGCCCGUACGCGCCCGCCGCCCGAGGCCGCGGCUCCGCCCGCUGGCGCCGCCCCCGCCCGGCGACCGCCGCCCGCCGGGCGCCUCUCCCUCCGCCGCCGACUUCGGCGCCGCCCCGCCCGGCGACCACCGCCGCCGCCCGGUCGGCUCUCCUCCGCCGCGCGCUCGCGAGCGCCUCCUGCCGUGCCCCGCCUCCGUCCGCCGCCAACCACCGCCGCCGGCGUCCACCCUCCUCUCCCCGCCGGCGCGCUUCUGCCGCCGUCCUCCGGCCUGA